This is a messenger RNA of Drosophila eugracilis, 893 nucleotides long. RefSeq names its product oxidoreductase-like domain-containing protein 1. The transcript is spliced from 3 exons. The coding region runs from base 252 to 755 and encodes 167 amino acids. The record is from RefSeq and is a predicted model, not a curated record. Gene Ontology annotation, cellular component: mitochondrion. NCBI's taxonomy places the organism in Eukaryota, Metazoa, Arthropoda, Insecta, Diptera, Drosophilidae.
GGCUACGUUAUUGUUUGUUAGUUUCGCUGUUUUUGGUUUAUAAUAAAUUUGUUGUCUUCUCUUUUCUCUUAUAUAAACAAAUUAAAUGCUGUCCUGCAAAUUCUAAAAAUGCUAAGUAUAUAGCAUACUUGAAAAUUCCUGCGGAACUAAGUUCAUCUGGGCUGCACCUGCGCAGGCGUGUGAAAUGUUCAUCACUUCCUCUGGGCCUUUUCAGUCGUAACUAUCGAACUCUUUCGGGGAUCGGGUGGGAAAUGUUGGCUCCCCUGGGCUUUAGCUGUCCGCGAUGUUUGCUACUGAGGCGUGGAGCAGAACGUUGGGCCUCCCUAGCCCGUCAAUUGUCAGGCAACACCUCCCAGGAUACUACCAACCAGGACAACGCCGGCAAAGAUUCCACUAAGGACACAGCUUCUGAUAGCAAUGCAAAGUCUAAGGAGGCAACAGCUAAAGCCAAAGAUAAGAACACCAAGGGAAGAAAGAGACUCAGGAACAUCGAGAUACCCCCCGAGCCCACCACCUGCUGCAUGUCUGGAUGUGCCAACUGCGUUUGGCUAGACUAUGCUCAGACGUUGGCCAAGCUUCUGGGCGACAACGAUGAGGAGGCCCGCGAGAUUGUUCUGAGCAAGAUCACUGAUCCAAACCUGAAGAUGUUUCUCAGCCUGGAGCUUCGUCAAAUGGCCAGGCAGCGGGAGGAGAAGAAGGCAGCAGCGGAGAAGGAAGCAAAGAAGGGGAAGCCAAAGUCACCGCCCUCAAAGUAGUACAAAUGUCUUCACCCUAUUAUCUAAAUAUCUAGUUAGGACCAAAAUCGUAGUAGCUCAAAUUUACUCUUGUACUUAGAACUUAAGAACUGAAAAACCUCAAAAUAAAUGUCUAAGAGUUCAGAACAAAAUAGUAAA